CCUUAGCCCUGGCCGCCACCUCCGGGGUCUGGAGCCACAGCCGCGCCGCGCCGCCGCGAUGAGGGCCGUGCUGCCGCUGCUCUGCGCCUGGGCUUGGCUCCUGGGCGCCCCUGCCCGCGCUGCCGCCGCGCUGUCGGUGAACUCCUUAGAGAAGUUUCAUUUUAAGUCAUGGAUGGUACAGCACCAAAAGAAAUACAGCUCAGAGGAGUACCACCACAGGCUGCAGACAUUUGUCAGCAACUGGAGGAAGAUCGAUGCCCACAACAAUAGGAACCACACAUUUAAAAUGGCACUGAACCAAUUUUCAGACAUGAGCUUUGCUGAGAUAAAACAAAAAUAUCUUUGGUCAGAGCCGCAGAAUUGCUCAGCCACCAAAAGUAAUUACCUUCGGGGUACUGGCCCCUACCCAACAUCUAUGGACUGGCGGAAAAAAGGAAAUUUUGUCUCACCGGUGAAAAAUCAGGGUGCCUGUGGCAGUUGCUGGACUUUCUCCACCACAGGGGCCCUGGAGUCUGCGGUGGCCAUCGCCAGUGGGAAGAUGCUGUCUUUGGCAGAGCAGCAGCUGGUGGACUGUGCCCAGAAUUUCAACAACCAUGGCUGCCAAGGGGGCCUCCCCAGCCAGGCCUUCGAGUACAUCCUGUACAACAAGGGCAUCAUGGGAGAAGACACCUACCCCUACUUGGGCAAGGACAGUAAGUGCAAGUUCCAUCCAGAAAAGGCCAUUGCAUUUGUCAAGGAUGUAGCCAACAUUACACUUAAUGAUGAGGAGGCAAUGGUGGAGGCCGUGGCCCUAUACAACCCUGUGAGCUUUGCUUUUGAGGUGACUGAAGAUUUCAUGAUGUAUAAAAGUGGCGUCUACUCCAGUACUUCCUGUCAUAAAACUCCAGAUAAGGUAAACCACGCAGUACUGGCUGUCGGGUAUGGAGAAGAGAAUGGGAUACCCUACUGGAUCGUGAAGAAUUCUUGGGGCUCCCAUUGGGGAAAGGAUGGGUACUUCCUCAUUGAGCGUGGGAAGAACAUGUGUGGUCUGGCUGCCUGUGCCUCCUACCCGAUCCCUCAGGUGUGAGCCAGCAAAAGCUGUGGAGACAGUUGGCGGAGAAGGAGAGGAACUGGUGUCUCGCUGUUUGGUGGAAAUCCUGCCUGGAGGAAGCUCUGGGGGGAUCCACCCAGAGGCCCCCAUUUUUCACCCUCACUCCUGUUCUGAGCCUGGAAACCUAAAGACAAGGAGGAAGAAUUCCGUUGCCCAAGAAGCCCACUCACAUCUUUUGAUGUGGUGACCAUCACCAGCCAUGUGCCUUAGGUGUGGUUUUUAACUGACUCAAACCCAUGUGGAUGGAGAAUAUUCUUUCUUUCAAGAGGGGCUACUUCCACAUGUAGAGAGCGCUUCAGUCUACUAUCUUUUCUGUAUUCUUUUUUUCAAUAAACAUCGAGUGAGCACCUCCCUGAGCCAAGGCCUGUGCUGGAUACAGGACCAGACACUUCUCAAACUGGGUCCUCAGGGCUCAGUCUCCCAGGAUGGAGGUAUCAGCAGGGUGCCCUGGUCUCUGGCUGGAAACACAGUAUGGAUGUCGGUGAUACUGUCCAUCAGAGCACGAAGAGCAGAUUUAGGAAUUCUGACUGUCCUACACCUCAGGAGGGAGGGAGGAGGAAAUGGGCCAGGGUCUGGCAAAGCCAGGACAGCCUGAAAGCCUGUACAUCUCUGUGUGGCCUCCCUUCUCUCAGCUUCAUACCCCUCCUCAAGACCCUGGGCCCCAUUUCAUCUUUACUAAUCCUUUUUCUUUGGGGGUACCAGAGAUUGAACCCAGGGGUUCUUAACCAUUGAGUCAC
This is a messenger RNA of Urocitellus parryii (Arctic ground squirrel), 1827 nucleotides long. RefSeq names its product cathepsin H (gene Ctsh). NCBI's taxonomy places the organism in Eukaryota, Metazoa, Chordata, Mammalia, Rodentia, Sciuridae. The record is from RefSeq and is a predicted model, not a curated record. Gene Ontology annotation, molecular function: cysteine-type peptidase activity. Gene Ontology annotation, biological process: proteolysis.